AUGUCUGCCAAAAUCCUAUCUGCUGCCCCAACUGAAUUAGAAUUACAAGUUGCCCAAGCUUUCACCGAAUUGGAAAACUCUUCCGCUGACCUAAAGGCUGAACUAAGACCUCUACAAUUCAAGUCCAUCAGAGAAAUCGAUGUUGCUCAAGGUAAGAAGGCUUUAAUUGUCUUCGUUCCAGUUCCACAACUUGCUGCUUACCACAAGGUUCAAACCAAGUUGACUAGAGAACUAGAAAAGAAGUUCCAAGACAGACACAUCAUCUUCCUAGCUGAAAGAAGAAUUCUACCAAAGCCAGCUAGAGGUGUCAAGAACUCCCAAAAGAGACCAAGAUCCAGAACUUUAACUGCUGUCCACGAAAAGAUUCUAGAAGACAUGGUUUUCCCAACCGAAAUCGUCGGUAAGAGAGUUAGAUACCUAGUCGGUGGUAACAAGAUCCAAAAGAUCCUAUUGGACUCCAAGGAUGUUCAACAAAUCGAUUACAAACUAGAAUCUUUCCAAGCUGUUUACUCCAAGCUAACUGGUAAGCAAAUUGUUUUCGAAAUCCCAUCUGAAACCCAUUAA
Molecule: messenger RNA, 564 nt
Organism: Maudiozyma saulgeensis
Lineage: Eukaryota; Fungi; Ascomycota; Saccharomycetes; Saccharomycetales; Saccharomycetaceae
Source: the annotation of a GenBank genome assembly